ACACGAGCGGCGGAUUCCUGUUAGCUUAGCCCCUUGAGCGGGCAGCCUCGACUGGAUCACACAGGAUUCGUUUGUAUUAGGGACUGCUGCUGCUGCCGCUGCUGCUGCUGUUGCUGUUUACUCCGUGUGGUUCCCCAUAGAGAAGACACAAUCCCGAGUGAGAGGCAGCGAUACAAUUGCCGAAUGUAACUUACAGGAGAGCGGAUUACCAAAGGACAAAACACUGGAUAUGCAGCAAAAAACCCUGGUUUGGCCACGUCUGCCAUAAAGCCCAGCGUGCCUCCGAGCCGGAUGGUGUGUCUCGCCUACAGCUAAAGCCUACGCCGCCACACCGAUAAGAUACCAGCUCGUCAAACGAACGAAUCGUCUUGUAACAUUGAUCUGUGAGGAUAUUUCCAGGAAGAUUUUUACGUCCUCGAAUGAUUAAGCCGAAUAAGAAUCGGGAGAAAAGUCUCACAUUUCCUAGCAUGUGUUCUGGAAAGUCUAAAGAGCCCCAUCCUCCUGUUACUCGGUUGUAGAUGGCGUUCCUGCAGCAGUCUGGAGACUACUGCCACGCGCAACAUCCCCAGGUGUGACUCUGUGGGCUUCGUGACCAGUCUGGCCCCCUUGCCCGACCUCCACGCAAGUUGUGGAUCCAAAAACCCGGAGAACGCCAUUCUUGACCCCCACAGUCCCCCACCCCCUUUCCAAGUGCCCCGCGUUCAACUCCUCAGAUGGGGUCACUACCCUCGCUGACCAAAGAAGUAAAAAGAUAAAGGGAGGAGGGAGGAGUCUUAAGGAUCUGAAGGACUUCAAAGAUUGUGUUUUUACCAGAGAAGAAACAGCACAGGAGAGGAGGAGACGCUAAAGAUCAAGAACUUUUUAAGACAUUUUUAAGGCAAAAUAAAAAUCAAGCCGAUUGUGGACUUACAGGCGCAGGACAGCGUCGUCAGUGUUUUUUUGAAUUUUUUUUGGAAACAUUUUACACUCUUGUACAAACAUAGGUUUACCAACUGAAACAAGCAUGGCUCGGAUGAACAGGCCAGCUCCUGUGGAGGUGUGCUAUAAGAACAUGCGCUUCCUCAUCACACAUAACCCCACCAACUCCACCUUAAACAGCUUCAUCGAGGACCUAAAGAAGUACGGCGCCACCACAGUAGUUCGAGUGUGUGAGGUGACCUAUGACAAGGCCCCGCUGGAGAAGGACGGCAUCACAGUGGUGGACUGGCCGUUUGACGAUGGCGCGCCGCCUCCCUCCAAGGUGGUGGAGGACUGGCUGAGUCUGCUCAGGAGCCGAUUCCUGGAGGAGCCCGGCUGCUGUGUCGCCGUGCACUGUGUGGCAGGACUGGGGAGGGCUCCAGUUCUUGUGGCCUUGGCACUGAUCGAGAGUGGAAUGAAAUACGAAGAUGCCAUCCAAUUCAUUCGACAAAAGCGCAGAGGAGCCAUCAACAGCAAGCAGCUCACCUACCUGGAGAAAUAUCGCCCCAAACAGAGACUGCGUUAUAAGCACCCACACAUUUUCAAGAACAAGUGCUGUAUCAUGUGACCCCCAUGGACUGCGAGAACCACACCCCCCCCUUCCGACGGAAACUACGUAUCUGAAUCGACGUGAAAAACAAAACGAAAUGGACUCGGACAGCCACCUGAUGCACUUUGCUGUUCUAGGAUGACAAUGCGAACUGGUCUAGGUUUGGGUUGAGCUUCCACGGGGUCUGAAUGAACUCCUGGAGAAAGGGGGAAGGGAGGGGAGGGAUGGGGAAGGGGAAGGGGAGUGGGAGCAUUUGCUCCCAGAAUUGGACUGCAGCCAAGACGUUGGAGAUGAUGAUGGCGCCUCUGCCUUAAGCCAUCCUGGUUCUUAGACAUGCACCAACAGUUUGACCGACCACCACCCCCGACCCCCCCCACACCCCACAACACACGCCAAAACAUUACUAUGGUCUUCUGUUAUUGGCUGCAUUUUGGGUCAACCAAUAUCCCUCUUCCUGAAAAACACAAAUCAUAGAUGGAAAAAACGACAACAACUAAUUGCCUUUGAUGAGUGUUGGUAAGAGUGAGAGCUAGCUGUGCAACAACAAAAUGUGAAUCGUGUGGGGACUUAUGGGAAAUGUAUUCUAUUGUGCCUGCUCUUUUAAAUCUCUCUCUCUCUCAUUUUGUCUAUGAAUUGUAAACGGUCGGGAAAGAAAGGCCCUUUUUGCUCACCUGCUGUGGACAUUGCUACGAUGCUGCUUUGUGCUGGUAUACUUCCUCAUCAUGCUUCAGUGUUUCGUUUGUGAGCGUGCUCAGUACAGCCGGUUUUUAGCACUUGAAGGGGGACGAGGCCUGUGUCACUUGACUGCAGCAAGGGGAUUCGAUGUGGGAUGUAGUGCAACAACAACUUUUUUUUUUUAUGUUGAUGAAACCAAAUGUCAGGUGAGGAGAAUACAUUCUCAGAGUGAGGGGGUGUGUGUGUGUGUGUAUGCGCGAGCGUUUCAGUGGAAGCGUUUGACAGAAUGCUGGCAGGUGUGCUCAUCCUUGUUGGGUUGCUCUGAGAUUGUUCUCUCUGCUCCAAGCUUGGGUUCAUGGAGAACUCUUUUCUUUUCCUUUCUUUUUUUUCCCCCUUGGUUUAUGCCUCUGUUACAUUAUGGUGUGUGUGAAUGAAGCCAAACUUACAAAGAAACUGCAAAGCACCCACAGGGAGGAGCCCUGGCCACAGAUCUCAUACACACACACACGAACACACACACACCACACAAACAGCCCCUCAAUGGAGGGGCCUUGGCACUCAUGAGCCAGCCGGUUGGUUUGCUCCUCGACAGCACACCAAUUUCUCCACUGGAGAGGGAGGGAGACAGACAACUUCGCUCUUGUCUUCCUCUUGCUUCUGACUUGCCUCUUUGUCUGCCUUUAUCUUUUGUUGUCUUUGAAGGAACUGCCUUCUCUUGUAUAGAAUUAAUGAAAUAAUAAUUAAAAAAAAAAAGAUGUGCA
This is a messenger RNA of Sardina pilchardus (European sardine), 2943 nucleotides long. RefSeq names its product protein tyrosine phosphatase type IVA 3. The transcript has 6 exons. Bases 1004 to 1525 code for a protein of 173 amino acids. The record is from RefSeq and is a predicted model, not a curated record. Gene Ontology annotation, cellular component: cytoplasm; nucleus. NCBI's taxonomy places the organism in Eukaryota, Metazoa, Chordata, Actinopteri, Clupeiformes, Clupeidae. Gene Ontology annotation, molecular function: protein tyrosine phosphatase activity. Gene Ontology annotation, biological process: protein dephosphorylation.